This is a messenger RNA of Meloidogyne enterolobii, 785 nucleotides long. NCBI's taxonomy places the organism in Eukaryota, Metazoa, Nematoda, Chromadorea, Rhabditida, Meloidogynidae. The record is from the annotation of a GenBank genome assembly.
GGAUGAAACUUACUAGCUUUUUAAUCGUUUUUAUCUUCAAUUUGAUGUUAUGGACAUUUGUUAAAACUGCUCCAAUUCGAAAAGGGUUAGGUAGCCUUGUUGAAAAGGAUUGCACGGCAAAGGAUCAUUCUAAAAUAUUAAAUGUGGAGGCUGAAUCGUCGGUUAAUCCUCAAAUUCAAAAAUAUAAAGAAACGUUGAAACCAAAAGUAAAAAUUACAAAAAAGGUUACAGAUAAAGGAAAAAACAAAGUGUUUAACAAAAGAGAAUAUUAUAAAGAAUAUUACCAAAAAAAUAAAGAAAAGAUAGAUGAGAAUCAGCGAAACUACGAUAUAAAGAAUAAAAGAAAGAAGAGUCAACAUAUGAGUAUUUACUACCAAAAAAAUAAGGAAAAGUUUGAGAAUCGAAAUAAAAUUUAUUACCAAAAUAAUAAAGAAAAGUUGCAAGAAUACCAACGUAAAUACCGUCAAAAAAAGAAAAACAAUCAAUCUGAUAAUAAUGAAGGAACUUCAUUUGUUAAUCCAGAGACUGAUGAUUUUACUAAUAAAGGUAAAUUACCCGUUGAUUGCGAGGAGGAAGGAAAUCUUUUUAAUCAAGUGGAAGAAGAACGCAAUAAUGGCGAGGAUGAUCAAAAUAAAAACGAAGUGGAAGAACCGAAUAAAUUUCUUAGAGAUGAAACAAAUGACGGGGCUGAAUCGUCGGUUAAUACUCAAAAGCAUAAAUAUAAAGAAACUUUAACAAAAAGGGACACAGAUAAUGGAAAAGAAAAAGUGUUUAACAAAAGUUGA